GGAAGGUCGCCUUGGUCGCUAGCCCUUUGUCUUAUUUCUAUUCUUUCCCGUUCAAUUCUUUACUUCGUUUUCUUCGCCCUGGUGGCCUGCGCGUUCUUUCUCUUCACUAUCAUCUUCUCAAGAGCAGGCUCUACGUUCUUUUCGGCCCAACAGUCUUUCAAAACUUAUUUUUUCUAAGUCAACAAUGUUCUCUUUGUCCAGAUCUUCUUUGUUCGCUCUGUUCUCCUUGGUGCUAUUCUUCUUGGGCUUUGCGGCUGCACUCCCCUCGGCUGUCGUGGACUUGGAUGCAUACCCUGACGCCCCCCUCGCUCGCCGUCAAGCUGCUUCUCAAGUCUCAGCUGCUUCUCUCGCCUCGCCGACCACGGUUACUACCACAAACGUUGUUCAAACCUCGGCUGGCCCUGUCACAGAAACAUGUGUGCUGACAUUCACACCGGAUGGCCAGAUGGUGCAAGAAGUGCAAAAUUGCACCAUGUCCAUGGGCACCACCAACAGUACUUCCGCGUCUACUGCAGUAUCUACGAGUACAGUGCCUCUUAACAAUUCCGGCGACAACGUUUCAUCAGCUGCCGCUACUCCCACAGUUCAAGCUGCAUUCACCAUGCCCGGAAGGUCGCUGAAGGUCCUACCUGUUGGCCUUGGUAUCUUUGGUGGUGUCAUGGGGAUUACUAUUAUCAUUGUGGCACUGGUCACUUAUGAACGCACGAAGUACCGCAGGGCUUUCAGGCAACGCAAGUUGGCAGAGUCGGGUGCACAGAUGGGAUAUGGUGGUAUGGCCAAAGUGUAAACACGUUUUUGGAGUUUACUCUCGUACUUAUGCUAUCGUACCAUUCGUACUUUCGUGUUCUGGAUACUGGCUAUCUUGUUGGUGUUGGGGCCUGUAUAUUAGCGCAUCCCUGGUGGAGUGGAGGGUUGAACCUUUCAUAUCUGAGGUUUACGAUCUCGUAUGUCC
Molecule: messenger RNA, 952 nt
Organism: Serpula lacrymans var. lacrymans S7.9
Lineage: Eukaryota; Fungi; Basidiomycota; Agaricomycetes; Boletales; Serpulaceae
Exons: 5
Coding region: 185-787 (200 amino acids)
Source: RefSeq, a predicted model, not a curated record